Molecule: messenger RNA, 3335 nt
Organism: Mya arenaria
Lineage: Eukaryota; Metazoa; Mollusca; Bivalvia; Myida; Myidae
Exons: 2
Coding region: 185-1111 (308 amino acids)
Source: RefSeq, a predicted model, not a curated record
UGCGGUAUAGGAUUAUUAAAGUACUAUUAGGUAUAGGUCUGGUUACUCGUGCGUAAAUCAGGAGUUUUCCUCGUGCAUUUACUGAACUGAAUUGGUCAUUCGACGCUCAGACGGGAUAGAGAAAACAUUGCAAAAUUGUCAAAUCUCGAGUUUUUUCUUAAUCUUUGGUAUUCACUUCGGGAAGAUGUCAUUUGACUCUGCGGGAAUAAAUGACCAAGAUCAGCUUGAGUUUAGCCAUAGGCAGCUUUCGUCUAUUUCCUUGGGCCAGUCUAUCCAGCCGGAAGACCGUAGCAGGAGACCGGAAGUACAACGUGGCAAGGAGCCGGUUUGCACAUCUCGUGGCAGGGACUCGGAGACCUUGAAUGAUAGAGACCCUGGAGCAAGUUACAGCGGAGAUAAAGGUAGGCCCGGGCCCUCGGGGGAUAGAGAAGGAGAUUUGUUUGGAGCUUUUGAUUUAUUCAGAUCUUAUUUUGACACGAAACUUUCAACAUUAAAACAAGAGCUAACGAGUACAAGUUGCAAACAAAAGGAGAAAGAUAACAUUCCUUAUUUCAAGAAUACCUCCUGCAAAAUUCAGUUUCACGUCAAUACUGACAUUUCAAACAUGUUACACUUUAUCGUGGAUUCUGACAGCCUUGAUUCAAAUAAAGAAAAAGCUAAAAAAGCGCUAAGGAAAAUUAAACAUAGAAACAAACUUAUUCGUUUGGCAGACAAUUCCCCUGGGGGCUGGGCCACAGUCAAAGAAUAUGAAACCCCAGCAUUGGGCUCUGAUAGCGAUGACGAGCGUAAAAUCAAAAGGGCUGAAGCCAAGGCUGUCAGAAAACUUAAAAAGGGUAAUCCUACAAAUGCUGAUUUUCUUUCUUUUUCCCCUGAUCGUAUGGGGCGGAGGCCAGCACCAGCGGCAACCUUUGGAUACCCGGGACGUUCUUCCGGUGCGGGGCCUCACGGCCCAUGGCUACGGGCAUGUGGUAUCUUUUUCGGACCUACAGUCCCUAUCAGGACCAGUAUCAACCCCAGCAACCUUAUUCUAGAACGCCAGAUAAAGUAUCUGCUUCGCACGUGGAAAACGGGGUCACUUCCGGCGCGAGUGCGAGUGGCUAUCCAGAUUUAACCAGUGAGCCAACCGUAAAGUCAAGUCCACAGGAGCAAACUCAGCCACUAAAUGAUGAGUAUUUAUUCAAUAUUUGUAAUCAAUAUCAUUGUUUUGAGUUUGAAUCUGAUUCUCCCAUCAAAACAUCUUUGGUUAAAGGCAGCCUUAAAAACAAUGUACACUAUUGGAAGACUAUUGGCACAAACCCUGAUAUGAUAGAUGUUAUUGAAAACGGCUAUAAAAUUCCUUUCAUUUCAAUGCCGGAAAGAACGUUUUCAAAAAAUAAUCAGUCAGCUCUUUCAAAUAUUGAAUUUGUUAAAGAAUCUAUUGAUGACAUGUUGAAAAACGGUUUUAUAGAACAAACAGAUUUUCCACCUCAUGUAGUCAGUCCUUUAAGUGUUUCUGUAAACAAAUCGGGUAAGAAACGACUUAUUUUAGAUCUCAGAAUAGUAAAUAAAUAUAUUUGGAAGGAAAAGAUGACAUUCGAAGAUUGGAAAGUAGGAGUCGAAUAUUUUGAAAAAGACUCGUAUUGUUACAAAUUUGAUUUGUCUAAAGGUUAUUAUCAUAUCGAUAUAUUCCCAGAACAUAAAACAUUUCUGGGUUUCAGUUUAGAAGGAAAAUACUACUGCUACUCUGUGGUUGCUUUCGGUUUGUCGAGCGCUCCUUUUAUAUUCAGUAAGGCAUUGCGCGAAAUGGUUAAGUUCUGGAGAUUCAACGGUAUCAAAAUUGUUAUGUUUCUUGAUGAUGGGUGGGGGACCAACAAGAGUUGUGAUUUAGCUACACGCGAUGCAAUAUUUGUGAAAGAUAGCCUCAAUCGGGCAGGGCUUAUUAUAAAUGAUGAAAAGUCAGUCUGGUUACCGGUUCAAAAUCUAGAGUGGAUUGGCUUGUUGUGGAAUAGCAUUGACUACUCUAUUAGCAUUCCAGCACGUAGAAUUGAAGAUUUUAAAAUGUUGCUUUUGGAAUUUUUAAAUUCUCUUCAUAUUGUUUCUGCUAGGAGUUUAGCGAAGUGCACCGGGAAAGUAAUUUCUAUGAUGCCGGUUAUUGGCAAUAUUGCACGGCUUAUGACUAGAUUUAUGUACAUUCAAAUUUGUUCAAGGACUAGUUGGGAUUUCCCAUUCAGUUUAGAAAUAGACUGUCCGUGUAUUUCUGAGAUUAGAUUCUGGCUCGAACAUGUAGACAAUUCAAAUUACAGAAAAUUGGGUAAAUGCACUGCUGUAGAUACGCUAGAAGAGUAUUCUGUUGCUAGUAGUUUCGCAUGUGGAGCGCAUAUUGUCAAUAUGCCAGGUUUUGUAUUUCACGACAUGUGGUCAGAAGAUGACAAGGAUAAAAGUUCAACUUUCCGAGAAAUGAAGGCUGUAUUUUUGGCACUGAGAGCGUAUGGACAUUCUUUAGCAAAUCAUAAGGUAAAAUGGUUCUCAGAUUCUCAAGUUUGUGUUCAUGUUAUCAAGGUUGGCAGCCCCAUUUUAGAGUUACAGGAAUUGGCUGUGAGUGUUUAGACUUUGUUUACAAAACAGGAUUGAUCUUGACAUUCAAUGGGUCCCUAGGGAUUUGAACCAGAUUGCUGAUGAUAUCAGUAAAUAUAGGAAUACUGAUGAAUGGGAGGUUACACCUCAGUUUUUCGGGUAUAUGAAUAGGAUAUGGGGACCGUUUACAGUAGACAGAUUUGCUAAUUAUAGUAAUAGGAAAAUACAUAGAUUCAAUUCUAAGUUUCAUGAUAUUGAAACUGAGGCAGUCGAUGCAUUCACACAGAAUUGGGCCAGUGAAAACAAUUGGUUAGUCCCGCCUAUUUAUCUAGUAAAUAGAGCUGUAUUUCAUUUAAUUGCUUGUUCUGCACAUGGAACUUUAGUUGUUCCUAAAUGGCCUAGCGCAGCAUUUUGGCCAACUUUGUUUGAAGCAAACUGCCAGAAGAGAGAUUUUGUAUUGGAGGUUUUGGAGUUUGAUAAAUGGCAAUCAAUAUUUGAUAGCAGGAGUGAAAGCGUAUUUAGUUCUAGACGUUUCUCUAGCAAAGUUCUAGCUAUUCGUCUUUAAUUGCCAGUAUUUUAAUGUAUACGAGACUGCAGAAAUUGGUAUUUUCUGUUACCAUGGCAAUGCGAGAAUUGUUGAGUCUGAGAGUGGGUGCAGCAGUGGUUCCGGACACUUUAGGACUGCUUUUAGCAGCGUGUUUUUCAUUAUGAAAUAUGUAUAAGAACUGUGAAGCCAGUAGUAAUAAUAUACUGGAAGUUAUGUGAGUGUAUCUUUGAUUAAA